AUGGAUAUAAUAGAUAUUGAAAGUAUUGAAUCAAAUACACGACCAAUAAAAAAUUCAACUGUCAGAUGCAAUUGUGUGAGUUCAAAUUCAGUAUGUUAUAUUGUCGUGACAAUUGCCACACUAGCUUUCUUGGGAGCUAUUGUGUUUAUAUGCAAAGACUAUAUUAAAGUAUUAUUGUAUUGGAUAGAACAUAAAGAUAUGUGGAUCAUAAGUAUUAUUGUAAUAUCACUAUUUACAGUAGUUUCAUUUCCUAUAGUGAUUGGUUACUUAUUUUUAAUAAUCGCAAGUGGUUAUUUAUUUGGUAUUGUCCGUGGUAUUGCACUGGUUGUACUCGGCGCUAAUUUAGGUAUUGCAAUUGCACACACGACACUCAGUGCAUUGUCAACAAAGUUACCGAUUGGUGCAUUAUUAAGAAGUGAAACUGCUCGAGCAAUAUUAAGAGUUAUAUCUGGUCCUCAAGCAUUUAGAGUUGUACUCUUUGCCAGACUAACUCCAAUUCCAUUUGGCCUACAGAAUACUAUUUUUGCUGUAAGCAAUAUUAGUGGUUUAAGGUAUCACAUUGCAAGUGCAAUUGGCCUACUACCAGCUCAAUUGAUUAAUGUUUACCUAGGAAGCAGUUUACGGUCCAUGCAAGAUGUUUUGGAAGAUAAAUCAACUGCUGCGACGGGUUAUAUUGUAUUUUGUUUUCAAAUAAUAAUUGGAGUAUCAUUAAUGGUCUACGUAGUACAGAAAGCACGGAGAGAACUUCACCUGGCACUUCUCGAAGCUGAUCUAGCAGCAAUGACUGACAGUUCACAUUAUCUACACGACACAUUACCUGACUCAAAAGGAUCUCUUACAUCAUUGAUGGCAUGA
This is a messenger RNA of Cotesia congregata, 855 nucleotides long. Lineage: Eukaryota; Metazoa; Arthropoda; Insecta; Hymenoptera; Braconidae. The record is from the annotation of a GenBank genome assembly.